Molecule: messenger RNA, 3299 nt
Organism: Cavia porcellus (domestic guinea pig)
Lineage: Eukaryota; Metazoa; Chordata; Mammalia; Rodentia; Caviidae
Gene: Igsf11
Product: immunoglobulin superfamily member 11
Exons: 7
Coding region: 265-1515 (416 amino acids)
Cellular component (GO): cell-cell junction
Source: RefSeq, a predicted model, not a curated record
AAGGCUUAGAGAAAGAACCUGAUGUGGAACAGUUGGGAUUUGGUUAAUCUGCUUAGAAAUAACAUUAAUCGGCGGAUCAGAUGCUGUCAACAAUGCAGUGCCUCCUGUCCCUCCUUAAUUCCCUCACUCUUUUCUUGCUUAUUCUUUCUGAACUACCUUUCAUUUCCUUUACAUUUACUGUGUCUUAUUUAACUUUUGUUUUACAAAGUUUCCUUUUAAUUUUUUUCCUUGCACGUCAUCUUUGAAUUCCACUACUGCUUUGUCAUGUCAGGUGUUGCAGUGUCGUUGGAAGUGUCAGAGAGCCCAGGGAGUAUCCAGGUGGCCCGAGGCCAAACAGCAGUCCUGCCCUGCACCUUUUCUACCAGUGCUGCCCUCCUGAACCUCAAUGUCAUUUGGAUGGUCAUUCCUCUCUCCAACGCUAACCAACCUGAACAGGUCAUUCUGUAUCAGGCUGGACAGAUGUUUGAUGGUGCUCCCCGGUUCCACGGUAGGGUAGGAUUUACAGGCACGAUGCCAGCUACCAAUGUCUCCAUUUUUAUUAAUAAUACUCAGCUGUCAGAUACAGGCACCUAUCAGUGUUUGGUCAACAACCUCCCGGACAGAGGAGGCAGGAACAUUGGGGUCACUGGCCUCACAGUGUUAGUUCCCCCUUCUGCCCCACACUGCCAAAUCCAAGGAUCCCAGGACAUUGGCAGCGAUGUGAUCCUGCUUUGCAGCUCAGAGGAAGGCAUCCCCCGGCCAACUUAUCUUUGGGAGAAGUUAGACAAUACCCUCAAGCUACCUCCAACAGCUACUCAGGACCAGGUCCAGGGAACAGUUACCAUUCGAAACAUCAGUGCUCUGUCUUCUGGUUUGUACCAAUGUGUGGCUUCCAAUGCCAUUGGAACCAGCACCUGUCUUUUGGAUCUCCAGGUGAUUUCCCCCCAGCCCAGGAGCAUUGGACUUAUAGCUGGAGCCAUUGGCACUGGUGUGGUUAUUAUCAUUUUUUGCAUUGCACUGAUUUUAGGGGCAUUUUUUUACUGGAGAAGAAAAAAUAAAGAGGAGGAAGAAGAAAUUCCUAAUGAAAUAAGAGAGGACGAUCUUCCACCUAAAUGCUCUUCGUCUGCCAAAAUGUUCCACACGGAGAUGUCCUCCUCGGAGAACAACACGCUGACCUCUUCCAAUACCUACAACAGUCGAUACUGGAGCAGCAACCCGAAAGUUCACGGGAACACAGAGACAUUCAACCACUUCGGUGACUUGCGCCAGUCUUUCUCCCUCCACUCAGGCAAUGCCAAUAUCCCAUCCGUCUAUGCCAACGGGAACCAUCUGGUCCCUGGCCCACAUAAGACUCUGGUAGUGACAGCUAACAGAAGCUCAUCACCACAGAUCACGCCCAGGAACAAUGGCUCAGUCAGUAGGAAGCCCCCACCUCCACACACGCACUCCUACACCAUCAGCCAAGCAGCACUGGAGCGAAUUGGUGCAGUACCUGUCAUGGUGCCAGCCCAGAGUCGGGCAGGGUCCCUGGUAUAGGAUAGAAAGGGGAUGUUGUGUUUAGAAGAAAAUAAAUGGAAUACCUCAGUACAGGGGGAGGGCGGGGUGCGCAGGUGCUGGGAAAGAUGCACUUUCCUUAUGAUUCUACUAGUAAAAGCACAAAAAGAAGGCAGUGCUGUUUCCUGGCCACCACGCUGUGCAACCUGGUCUGGAGUGCUCUGUCCUGAAGAUCUGUUUCCCCACCAUGGGUGUCCUGGGUUUCUAUUCAGAGAGCUGCAUCUCAGAGAUGUGCCAAGCCAAGGGGAAAGAUCCAAGAGCAGAAUAGCACUUAAAACUUAAACUGUACUGCAAAUGGGCUGCUUCUUUAAUUCAUGCCUAACUUGAUAAUUUUCAAGAGACUGAAGUGCCAGAUGAAGUUUAAAUAAUAAAGGUAUUUAAAACUCUAGGUGUCUUUAGGAAAAACAGAGCGCAACCCCGUGAUGUCUUCUGCCCCUUUAGGUCGAGGGCUUAAUGGCAUAAGUGUUUGAUAUUGAUCCCAACAGGGCUGGCUCUUUUAUCAUAGAAUCAGAACUUUUUACACAAACAAAAUUCCAUGAGAAAUGAGGGGAAACAAAGGAAACUUCUUUGAGAAACUCCUCGUAUUUAUUAUUUAUCUCUCGCUUCCUGAACCAUGAAUUUCAUAUUUGGAAUUUUGCUAUAUUGACAGAUUCUUGCCUGUCUGCAUUAUUCUAGGAUCUGUUACAGAUCCAUGGCAAUUUCUGUUCAUUAUUUCCUGUGAAAAUUUUUUAAAAGAAAACUUACUACUUUAAAUACAUGAGAGACAUAGGGCUAGGAAGGAAAAGACCCACCAGCUAGUUCAGCAGCUGUACUUAGGCCCGCAGGAGGCCCUUCACACAAGUGCUAGGUUCUGUGGUCAGCAGGCAGGCAGGUGCGAGGGACCCCAGCCUCGCCUGACAGAGUCACCUCCAGAGCUCCUGUUGUUGUACUAAGAGGCUCUUGGGGAGGGCAGCACGUGAAGCUUUUUGACAGGCAGAAGUCAGUAUGUUGUCACAGGAAGGACAGGAAUAGUUUGUUGCAAACUAAUUCUUUUUGCAAAGGAGAUAAAACAGGAAUUAGAGUAUCUCCCAGUGAACUCCCUCGAAGGUCUGCCCUGGACUUGACAGCGUAAGUGUGCAAUUUUGCCCCAAUCAUUUUACAUCACUAUGAAUGAAUUCCUUUUGUGAUUAGUUACCUGGCUUGGCUGGCCUUGCAGUUCACCAUAUUCAUUUACAAACUCUGCCCUCCACUUCGUGCUACAAGGAUCUGUCUGUACCCGUGCUAGUGACUGUCGCGCCUUAAUCACACGUUAACCCAUAAACGGUUCCUUCACACAUCUAUUUCCUGAACUGUUUAUAGUACUGAUCCUGAGGUUCACUAUGAGCAUCUUUUCUUCCCUCAGCACUCCAACCCCCUUUGCCCACCAUGGUUUUUACCUUGCCCUGCCAGCAUAGUGGCUUCCCGUGUCUUCUCAGUUAUUUGACUUCAAGGAAACAGCUACAGCAAACACUGUCUUUCCAAAAGGGCCGGCUCAGACCCUACCCCUCGCAGCCAUGUUUAUGUUGAUAAGAAACUGAAUUUAUCUUAGCGUACUUACUUUUUCCAUUUGAUCUUGACUUUGUAAAAAAUUUAAAUAAAUGAAUGUCUAUACUUUUUAUAAAGGAAACUGAAAAUACCAUGUCACAGAGAAGAGACUAUCGGCUGUUGUUUAGAAAGCAUUUAUCUUGCAUUUCUUUAUUCUUUCUAAUUAUCUAAAAAACAAUAAAAAGUUUAUUCAUGUAAAAGAA